AUGGAAGGCACACUUGGGUUACUUGGUGGUGGUGGUGGUGGGUCUUCCGGGGGCUCAUCAAAUGAGUCAGCAAUGUCAAAGGUGGAGGUGGUGGAGCAAGACUACGUGGGGAUGUCAUCUGAGGCAACCUCAUACCCAGCUGAGGCAGAGCUUGAGCUGGGCCUGGGCCUUGGCCUGAGCCUUGGUGGUGGUGGAGGUGGUGGUGCAGGGAAGCAGCCAAAGCCAUGUGCAUGGGGUGAGCGUGGUAGAAUCUUGACUGCUAAAGACUUCCCUUCCAUGGUGGGCUCUGCAGUCCCUUCUUCUAGGUUCUCUCACAGACCCAAUGCUUCUUCUGCUGUUGCUGUUUCUGGGACUAAGAGAGCUGCUGACUCUGUUUCUCAAGAGGGUGGCUCUCCCACUGCUGUAAGUCAAGUUGUGGGAUGGCCACCUAUUAGUGCUGCAAGGUUGAAUAGCUUGGUUAACCAAGCAAAGACUGCAAGGGCUGAAGAUGACAAGGAAGACGAGGAAAAAUCUAAGGACACUUCUAAGAAGAAGAUUAACAUGGGUAAUAAGACUACUGCUAAAGAGAAAGGGCGUCUCGGAUUUGUGAAGGUGAACAUGGAUGGAAUUCCUAUAGGGAGGAAAGUGGAUAUGAAUGCUCACUCUUGCUAUGAGACUUUAGCUCAAACACUGGAGGACAUGUUUUUCAGCCCCACUACAGCUAUUGGUGGAGACAAGGAACAAGCAACAAAACCCUCUAAACUUCUGGAUGGAUCCUCUGAGUUUGUACUCACUUAUGAAGAUAAAGAAGGAGAUUGGAUGCUUGUAGGAGAUGUGCCUUGGGGGAUGUUCAUCAGCUCAGUGAAAAGGCUUCGUAUCAUGAGGACCUCUGAGGCUAAUGGACUUGCUCCAAGAUUUCAAGAAAGCAGUGAGAGACAAAGAAACAAACCUAUCUAG
Molecule: messenger RNA, 936 nt
Organism: Prunus armeniaca (apricot)
Lineage: Eukaryota; Viridiplantae; Streptophyta; Magnoliopsida; Rosales; Rosaceae
Source: the annotation of a GenBank genome assembly